Messenger RNA from Wyeomyia smithii (pitcher-plant mosquito), 1353 nucleotides. RefSeq lists its product as uncharacterized. The coding region runs from base 181 to 813 and encodes 210 amino acids. The transcript has a single exon. The record is from RefSeq and is a predicted model, not a curated record. Lineage: Eukaryota; Metazoa; Arthropoda; Insecta; Diptera; Culicidae.
UCAGCUGUUUCUCAAAAUAAAAACUGAAAUAGAAAGACGUCACUAAUCGAUUUCCUCCACACAAAACAGAAAAGUUGCAAUCGGACGAAAAAGUGUAAAUAACAGUGAAACGAAAAUCAAGCCAAAACUUUGUAACACUUGCAGACCAGGUAACGGGCACGGUAAGAUGACCAAUCCACAAUGAGUGACCAUAAUCCGCCGGGCCGAGGUAUCAGUAGUAACUCCAUCAGCAAACGUCCCCGUCUGCUAUCGUUCCAAGGUCCAAGCUCGGAGUCUGCCACCGUGGAACGCCCUCCAAUGGCGGCCGGGCCAUCAUCCAGUUCGCUGGAGGAAAUCAAUGUGAGACAGCCGGCUUUGGCCGCACCAGAUCUGGCCAGUUGGCAGGAAGCACAGAUUGCUGCCUGCAUCGAAGAUAACACCAUUAACAUGGUGCUAGAACAGUAUCUGAGUUUUUUUGAAGCCCGUCAUAACGGCGUAGAAGCCGAGAUGAUGGCCCGUGCGGAGGUUGCCGAGAUGGAACACCAGCAGGAGGUGUUAAUAGAAGAUCGUGCAAUCAUGGCCGCUAUCAACGAGCGCGGUUUGCAGCCAGUACAAGUUGAUGUCGAUGGGGAUUCUGCUGAGGGUGACAACGACGAAAAUGCCGUCCCGGGUGUUGUACCAGCAGUAGCAGUUGAUCUUCGAGAAGACAUUGCAAACGACGAGGGUCUAGAGUUACUUGAGUCAGCUGUUGUCGCGGCAAUCCAGGAAAAGGGUUUGGCAAGCACCGCACGCAAUCAGAGUGGAGCAUUGGAGGAUGGAACUGCCGGAAGCUAGUGCAUUCGUUGCAAACAUGCAUGGACUUUUUCAUCAAUAUUUAGCGUUCAGUCAUGUGUUAGGAUGUAGAUUCAAUAUGAAAGCAUUAGCCUGUAAGCUCAUCCGUAGGGACAAUGGAAAAGCGCGACCCGCGAAAACGAUGAAAAACAGUAACAUUCUAUGUUAAUCAUUUGAUUUUGCCAGCUUUGAUGUUUCUUCGAGUGGUUCUUAAAAAAUUUAGGAUGAACUGACAUCGUACAAGUAAAGGCUCAUAAUGACGCUUUCUUCAUACAAAAUAAGAGGCAUGAUCGUGAUCGCGCCUUCCAAUUUGUAUCGAGAAGGCGCCACUACGGCGUGUGUGUUUUUGGGCCUUAAGCGUUUGUAAACUCUUUCUGUUCUGCUACCCGCGAAUUGUUUUGUCGCGAAUUACCACUGUCUCUACUCAUCCGGUAAGGGGGAUUAUCUCUUAUUGGAUCACAAUAAAACUUUUUUUUUAUUUUAUCCUGAGAAAUAAACGAAUAAUAACGUACUAAGAGCAAUAAAGUUGUUUGCAGUAAAAGA